Messenger RNA from Phaeodactylum tricornutum CCAP 1055/1, 1711 nucleotides. RefSeq lists its product with no specific name. NCBI's taxonomy places the organism in Eukaryota, Bacillariophyta, Bacillariophyceae, Surirellales, Neidiaceae. Bases 47 to 1639 code for a protein of 530 amino acids. The record is from RefSeq and is a predicted model, not a curated record. The transcript has 4 exons. Gene Ontology annotation, molecular function: protein binding.
UCCGACCAGUUUCCACAGACCGCACAAUCAUUCCCCCUGGACCAUCAUGAAGAUUCUCUCGUCUCUCGUCCUCGCUACCAUCGCUCUUGCGAAUGGACAGAUCACCUACCUUGAUGCCCCUGUCGAGGGCUGGAGAGCGUCGUUUGCUCCCAUGGAGCAAGGCAAUGGCGUCUUUUUGUCCCCCGACGGCAGUAUGGUCGUGGCAAUUGCCAGCAACUGUCUCGUCCGUGCCUUUGGACAAGCGACCGGAGAAGUCCGAUGGACCUCCAACCCGCCACCAGGCGACGGAAGCUCGAGCUGUAAUGGCGGAAUCACGUUCAACGAUAACGCCGAUAUACCAUACUUCACUUACAUGGUCAACGACAACGUGCAAGGCACCAUCUCCACGCGUGUUAUCAUGGGAGACAUUGACACUGGUGAUGUUUUGAUGACAUCCGAAGUCCUUGCCGGAAGCAGCGCGGGAUCUCCUCAGACUACCUUGGACGGGCGCCACAUCAUGUUCACCCACAAUGAUGGAGGUACAGGCAUGUUCUCCAUCUUGGAUACUAUGCAAGAUCCUGACAUGAGUGGAAUGACCCCCAUCAUCUCCCCCAUCUUUUCGGAAUCCAACGCUACCGAACCCUUCUCUGCCGUUGGUGUCUUCCACGACCCUAAUGGCGGCAACUAUGCAGGCGGCCUUACCACCAACAGGAACGAUAUUUUUGUUUGGUCAUUAGCUACCAACUUUGAUGUCAACAACACACGUCCUCCGGUUGGUGAGGCUGGAGUCUUUGGAUUUCAGUUCCCAGUCGACUUCAACAACACUGGUGACGAUCUCGACAUCUUGUAUUUUGGAUCCUUCAGCUUCCAAGCGACGACUCGCCCAGUCCUCGCCUCCAACGGAACAAGCAUGUACUGGGGUGUUACCAGAGGCGAGUACCGUGCAUGGUUUCAACGAGCCUUCGACCGUCCUAUCACGGAAUUAGUUACCCUGAGUCGCGAUAAUGUUGUUCCUUCCCUUGGCGCUCGGGCAGCCGUCACCCUCAGCAGCGACCCGAUUAAUCCCAUUGUGUUUGGACCCGGCCCUAACGAGGAAUUCUUCCGCGGUAACUCUGAUUUCAGCGAGACAACCAUUAUUAGUACAUCCCCAAGUGACGCUAGUCCUUACGGUGAAGGAAUAGUUUCCGGACGCGCGGCUGUUUCGCCCGACGACCAGUUUGUCUAUUAUGCUACACAGGGCGGGCUUCUGACUCAAGCCGAAACUGACGCACUCGCCUCUGUCUGGACCACGGGAGGCGCUGCUAAUAUCACGAUUGAGAGUGUCCGAGGAGAUCUUGCUAUUUCUCGUGACGGCAGCCGCGUCUUUGUCCCUGACACCGUUUCUGCGAGUGGUUUUGUGAUUGCUGUUCAAGUUGCCGAGGUAGGAGAAACUCCUCCCCCCACUGGCGCGCCGAUUUCUAUGGACAUGUCCAUGGCACCAUCGGGAGCCGACGGGUCGUCUGGUACAGCAGCUCCCUCCUUGCCGGACGGUGCCACCGCCCCUCCCAAUGCUGAAGGCACUGAUGCCCCUGGCUCUACCCCUGCCCCCGCCCCGGCAUCUUCAGCGAUUCGUGCGUCCAUGAUUGCUCUCGUCGCAAGUUUGCUCGUCUUUGUUUUCUAAAAUAUUUGAAUGUUGAUGUGCUGACCAAGGAUAGUUAAUAAUCAGUAUUUAAGAAAUAUGUGAUAAGUCAAC